UAGCUCAUCUCUCGCUGGAAACCAGUUUUUAUGCUUUGCUCCCAACCGGUUUUCAUCCUGAUAACUUACAGCGAAUUUCGUGUCUCGCUGCGUGUCUGGCUGUGAGGCUCGGUCUCAGUUCCAGCAUAAAUUGCACUUCGCCUGCACGGAUCGCGCAUAAACGUUCUGCCCAGCAAUCUGGCCAACUAACCAAGCCAAUCUCGGGAGCAGGCAGCAGGGGCCUGGGGCCAGUGUCAUAUGCCCGGCGCUCGGUGCAGCGAAAUGUAAGGAACGUACAACGUACAAAUAAACGCGCAUUUUCCAGAGAAGUAGAAAAACUUCCACCCUCAAAGCGGCACACAGGCGCACAUACAGUACAGACAAUCGUACAAACACACAGCGAACUAAUACAAACAUUUUAACGGUUUAUAAUAACUGAACUGCCAUUUAGACUAAACAGGAGAUAUAGUUAAUGAAGAAGAUAAACCCCAAGUUAAAAACUAUCGUGAAGAGUGGACGACACUCAACCGUCCAACCGAUAUACCCUGCAUUGCCCCUGGGCACUGUCACUGUCAUUUGCGUCGCAGCGCUGCCGCCGUUUGCGUCCGCGUCGUUUUGCCUGGCCCAGUGUUUCCGCUUUCUUUCGCCUCGUUGUAAUGUUACUUUUAGUUUGAAUUCGGAGCCUCUACGAGCCGGUCGUAAGCGAAACCGUAGAAACCGUAAGCGAGACUUUAGUGCGAUUCCGCUCCGUUCCGCCGGGGUGUGUGUGCGUGCUGCGUUGCGAGUUUAGUUCGAGAAUCAUCAGAAUCCAGCGGCGAGAAUCGAGAAUCGAAACCGAAAGUGGUUCUCCGCGUGUGCGAGUGUGAGUGAGUGUGUUGUGUUUGGGCCCGCUUUUCUGCUUUUCUACCCCCGAAAAAGCAAAGCACAGCAUAAAACUGUGCGCUCGUACGCGCGCCAGUGUGUGUGUGUGUGUGUGUCGUUUGUGUGUGUUUGUGGACAGUGCUAGUGAAAAGGAGGCGAAGUAAAGAAAACCAACCCCCACCAGCGGCGGCGGAGAACAGGAAAACAACAACAGAAAGCACACCACCACCGCCAACAUCACUACCACCCACUCUUCGUCAUCGCGUUCCGCGUUGUGCAGAAAACAGAAAAUUUACAACAAAACACACCGAUCCAGUAUAGUGCUUAAACCGAUUUUGAGGAUUAUCUUUCCAAACGAAAAAGGGCCCCUCGAGGCCCCCUAGUAACAUCCAGUAAACCCCUGCGCUCCCGAUCCUGACAUGAUGAACUUCUCCGCGUUCGGCGGCCCCUUCUCCGGCAUCCACCAGUUUGCCGCUAAAUUCGACGCCCAGACGCCCGGCGCCUUCGGCACGCCCCCCUCGGCCGCCGCGAAUGCAGCAGCCGCAGCGGCGGCGGCCGGCACCGAUAACCAUGUGCAGCGCUAUCAGACCAAUGGCAAUCACUUUAAUCAGAAUGUGCCCAACGUUUCGGCUGCCAACAACAUGCAAUAUGGCCAGAAUAUAUCCAUACCGUACUCACAGCCGCAGGGCGAUCUGAACUUUCUCAAUGCAGCCGCUGCGGCCGAUCAUAAGGGUAAAAUCCAUCCAAAAAUCGAACGUGACCGGGAAGAAGUCCUCAACCAGCAGAUCCUACAGAAUGUGAACCAAUCCUGGCAGACGCUGGCCAACACGGCCAACACGGUGGACUACUCGUCGCACCUGCUCUCCGCCACACUGCCCAUCUCCAUACAGCACUUCCUCAAGUACUCGGAGACCAUUAAGAAGGAGUCCACCGGCGAUGUCCUGAAGAAUGGCACCAAUUUGGCCAGCCUGGCGCUGGGGGGCGUGGCCCUGACGCCCAGCAACAAUGGGGCGAACGGCGGCCACCACAACGGGUUGGUGGGCAUGGACCACGGCGGGCACAUGACCAACAUGACGGACGCCAACGGAGCGGCGCUGACGAAUGGCGGCACCAGCAACGGGGUGAACGGCAACGCCAACGGGGCGGUGACCAAUGGUGGCGCCGGCGCUGUGUCCAGCUCCGGAUCCGUGGGCACCACGAACGCCAGCGGCGCCACGGGCACGGCCAGCGGCAAGAAGACCAAAAAGAAGAAACCACCAAAGGAGAAGAAGCCGCGCCCCAAGCCUGGCGAGAUCCGCGAGACGAAGGCACUGGACGGCUCCACGCUCUACUGCUGCCCGGAGUGCCAGAUGGCCUAUCCGGACCGCAGCCUCAUCGAGCAGCACGUCAUCUCGCACGCCGUGGAGCGGCGCUUCGUCUGCGACAUCUGCAAUGCGGCGCUGAAGCGCAAGGACCACCUGACCAGGCACAAGCUCUCCCACAUACCGGACAGGCCGCACGUUUGCAAUAUCUGCAUGAAGUCCUUCAAGCGCAAGGAGCAGCUUACUCUGCACAUUGUCAUCCAUUCCGGCGAGAAGAAGCACGUAUGCAUCGAGUGUGGAAAAGGUUUCUAUCGCAAGGAUCACUUGCGCAAGCACACACGCUCCCACAUCGCCCGACGGGUCAAGUCGGAGGUGUCCGCGCAAAAUGUGAACGGAUCCGCCGGAGGAGGAGGAGGCGGCGGCGGCGGUGGCGGCGGCAACAGUGCGCAGAGCAACGCGCUGCACGGCUCCUGAGGAUCGUACAAGGACUUCUGGUAAACUCACAGACGAAUUUCAAGCCAUAAGGGGCGGCUGGGCUGCUGGCGGUGGCGGAUAGGGAUCCGUAUACGGAUCGGACUACCUGGUGCCGGGAGCAGACGAGCUGCCUUUGAAAUUCGCUGGGAGCUUACUGGGGGUCCUGCUGAGCGUCACCCAACUCCAACUCCAACUCCAAUUACAAUAACCCUCAAUAAACACGAGUUAUACUUACUGGAUGCAAGUAUUAGUACGAUUUUGUUCACGACACUUUCAGUUCUUUAGCUUUAGUUCUUUCAGUUGAGAUUUUCGCACAAAACAGUCGAGCAAAGUAUAGCAAUCGAAAUGUACAAAUCAGCAGAAUGACAGAUUUAAAUUCGAGUUUAGUAUGCGCAUAUGUUAAGGGGAAGAUAACGCCGCUUCAACGACGCUUUCGUUUCUUUUUGGGGAUCUGUGAUCUGUAGUCGCUGCAUAAACAAAAAACAAACGAGACGAUCGUAGGCGGUCGAAAGCUGUUCUAAGAAUAAGUUAAUAUGUCUGCAACCGAUUUACUAUACAUACAUAUAUAUGUGCAAUUUAUAAUCCUUUUGAUUUGCCUUUUUGUUGCCCGCGCGGCGCUUUUGUUCACUACAUUAAAUGGUAAAUGUAAAUGUGUGUUCCCCUGAGGCCACAGAGGAGAUUCUUAUUGAAUUGUGCACAUUUUUUAAGGAAGUAAGAAGCUCUACAAGCGAAAUUUGUACUUCUAGUCUUGUAUUUUAUUUUACCGAUAGGCAUAGAGGGAAACCCGAAUCGAGGUCAUGUAAUCUUAAGCUUUUAAACUUGAAUGUUCAAAGGAAAACCUUCGACGCGAGUCACACCAAACACUAGACAGAAAGCCGCAAUACGAACUUGCAUCUUGGCAUGCAUGCCCAACUUCCAACCAUUGUCAUUGCUUGCAACUGCAAUAACCAACAGUACACCUAUGUAUAUCCAGCUUACCAAUCGAUACUGAUACUGAUACUGAUAACUGAUAACUGAUAACCACAAAUAGCUAUAAGAGCCACAUUAUACAGCAGCAAUAGCCAUAGGAUCGCAGAAAGCACGGAUCAACAAUCCAACAGAACCGCUAAACAUUAACAAGCGCUGCAGAUGCAACGGCCACAAUAACCGGAAACACAACUGUAUAAAUGGAUAUUUUUAUAUAUAAAUACAAAAGAGAGAGCAUAUGAAAACCGAAUAGGAAUAACGGCAUAAAACAAUAACCGAAAUAAAGUGCAAACACUUCGUGCAAGUGACAACGUAAUUUACUGUUCAAAUACAAAGCAUUUUGAGAUUAACGAUUAACGAUUAACGAUAAAGUAAACGAUUAAACAGAUCCAAAAGAGCAUACAUACAUACAUAGCAAUGCAGCAUAUUGCAACCACUUGUAUAGUUAUACGAAGCUUCAAACUAAAUACGCUAACCUACAGAUACAUAUAGAGAUACGGAUGCGGAAUCAGAAUCAGAUACUGUAAAGCGAACACUCGACAACAUGUUUGUUUCUUUCCUUGUUUGUUUCGAUCACUCAAUUCGCAAAUGGCCCACUGAGCUCAAACUUAACCAGCUUUUUGAUUCCGAAUCAAAUGGGCAUGAAUAUAGUUAAACAUUCCAAAAUAAAGAACUUUUGAGCCUUUUUCGUCGAGUUAAGAACCACACUUAUAAUGUGAACAUUUACCAGCUAAAAUACAGAAUACAUAUUUUAUACAAAUCGUAAUUUCCUAAGAGUUUGAGCCAGAGCGACAUUUCCAUGCAUUUUUCACCGUUCAAAAACUUUUUUCCGGCACAUCUCUCACAAAAAAAUGUACUUAAUCAGAAUGUAACCCAUUAAGUUGGUGCCGAAACUUUGUGUAUUUAUUCGAAUCGGUACCAGCCAGUUCGGAAUAUACAGUAGUUUACAGUGCGGAACGUAAUUGAAACACUUGCAGUGAAGUACAAAUAUUUUAACUACACACCUACAAGAGAAGAAGCACCCACGACACAACAGCAAAUUACAUAUAGACAAGUAAAACGCGGAGAUGAAUUAGCCAAAAAGUAAUGGAAAAAAAAGGAAACAAAACUAAGCAAAUCUAAAUACAGUUACUACGCUAGAGGGUAGCAUAUUAUUAAUGCGUUUUGUUGGCCCGAAAGGAAGUGGGCUGGCAACCCAGAGACAAUUUGUAAACAAUAACGUGACAACUUAUAAAUAAUUAAGCAACCUUCACAGCAAACAAGGAGUUAUUAUUUUGCCAUCGAUUUUCUUGGUCUCUUUCACACUCUCUCUCUCUCUCUCUCUCUUGACACACUAAAUCGAAUAAGAAAAUAUAAAACAAUAAGUUUAUAAAGAAAAAGUUGCAAUAAAUGACAAACAAAUGAAAUUAAAUCACUCAGGGAUAAAGCCUCCAAAAGAAAAACAUAAAAUAAAAAUGCAAUAUUUUAAACGAAACAAAAGGAAAAAAAAAGAAAACAAAACAAA
Messenger RNA from Drosophila gunungcola (fruit fly), 5085 nucleotides. It is a transcript of the gene l(3)neo38, whose product is annotated as fez family zinc finger protein 2. Gene Ontology annotation, cellular component: nucleus. Bases 1260 to 2615 code for a protein of 451 amino acids. The transcript is spliced from 6 exons. The record is from RefSeq and is a predicted model, not a curated record. Gene Ontology annotation, molecular function: DNA-binding transcription factor activity, RNA polymerase II-specific; RNA polymerase II cis-regulatory region sequence-specific DNA binding. Gene Ontology annotation, biological process: regulation of transcription by RNA polymerase II. NCBI's taxonomy places the organism in Eukaryota, Metazoa, Arthropoda, Insecta, Diptera, Drosophilidae.